This is a messenger RNA of Dothidotthia symphoricarpi CBS 119687, 1845 nucleotides long. RefSeq lists its product as uncharacterized. The transcript is spliced from 5 exons. Gene Ontology annotation, cellular component: mitochondrial outer membrane; peroxisomal membrane. Lineage: Eukaryota; Fungi; Ascomycota; Dothideomycetes; Pleosporales; Dothidotthiaceae. Gene Ontology annotation, biological process: peroxisome fission; autophagy of mitochondrion; mitochondrial fission. The annotation marks the transcript as partial. The record is from RefSeq and is a predicted model, not a curated record. Gene Ontology annotation, molecular function: protein binding.
GACGCCGCAGACGUGGAGUCGCCGCUGAAAGAAGACGAGCUGCAAGUGCUGCGCGCGCAAUACGAGAAGGAAGGAGAAUAUGUCGGCCUGCAGACAAAAUUCAACUACGCCUGGGGCCUCAUAAAAUCCCUCUCCCGCCAAGACCAGCAGGAAGGCGUGCGCUUACUUUCCGACAUCUUUCGCUCGUCGCGCGAACGCCGCCGCGAAUGCCUCUACUACCUCGCGCUGGGCAACUACAAGCUCGGCAACUAUGCCGAGGCAAGACGGUAUAACGAGUUGUUGCUCGAGCUGGAGCCGGCGAACCUGCAAGCGGGGAGCUUGAAGGGACUCAUCGACGAGAAGGUUGCGAAGGAUGGGCUGGUGGGCGCGGCGAUCGUGGGGGGAAUUGCGGUCGCCGCGGGGUUGGUGGGGACGCUUUUGUUGAAGGGGAAUCCUCCUCCUACCCACCUUUCCUUCCAACCUAUACCCCACUAUACAUCCGCGACUAUGUCGACAAAUCAGACGACGCCGGGCCACCGCGACAUGAUGUUUUGCCACGAAUGUGCCGACGAAUGGUAUCGAGACCAGCACGGCCUGUCGUGUCCCGAGUGCGGCUCAGACUUUACAGAAAUCAUUGAAGAUGACCACGACCCCCGAGACGCGGCGAGACAAGGCGACGACAACGACUUAAUGCCCGACAUGGAGGAGCCCCCGCUGCACAUACUUGAGAACCUCCCCCAAAACCUUAGCCACAACCCAUGGCAGAACGACGACCCAGAAGAGGGAGACAUUAGCAACUUCCGCUUCUCGCAGACUGCACCCGGCAGGUACAACGUCCAGGCCACACUCACACGCUCAGUCUCGCCGCAGCAGAUGAUUACUGGAACGGCGCCUGGGCCGAUAGGCGGCUUCAUGCAGAUGCUGACCAACCUGGCGCGGGUCUCGGGUCAGCCACCAAGUCAACAGCGGGCCCAAGGGCAGGGUCGGGGCGAGGGGCUGUCGGGUCAAACAGAUGGACAGAGUCACUCUGCGUACGAAGAGGCACGAUCACAGAAUGAGGGAGGCGAUUCAUCACUGCCCCGAUCGGGGAGGUUCACAUAUCAUGGUGGCGCGCGGUUGUAUCCUCGCGAUGCGAACAACCCUGAACCGCGGAUGGAACCUGUGGAUGACAUCUCAAACGUCAUGGCCGGCUUCUUCGCAGCAUUUGGUGCACCACCUGGGAGCAUGAACGACCAUCUACAAGGUGGCCUGCGGGGUGCUCAACGCGGACAGCCCAAUCUCGAUCAAAAUCCACACAUGGUUGGCAACCCGCUACUGCAAAUGCUCUCCACCGUAGGCCUGAUACCCGGCGGCGGCCAGAUGGGCGACUUUGUCUACUCGCAAGAAGGCCUCGACCGCAUCGUCUCCCAGCUCAUGGAACAGACAGCCACAAGCAACGCCCCCGGACCCGCCCCCCAAGACGAAAUCGACUCCCUAACUCGUAAACGCGUCACAGAAGAUAUGCUCGGUGACGAACACCGCGCUGAGUGCAGUAUUUGCAUGGACGAAGUCAAUAUUGGUGAGGAGGUUACGGUGCUCCCUUGCAAGCACUGGUUCCACCACCCAUGUGUGUCGGCCUGGUUAAAAGAACACGAUACAUGCCCGCACUGCCGAAAGGGCAUUUCGAAACACGAGGGCGAGUCAAACGACUCCACGUCGUCGUCGAGCGGGCAGGCAGCAUCAGCAUCGCAGUCGCGGCAGAUGCCCGGCGCAUUCGACGCAUCCGACACUACCCCUAGCGGUUCACCAGCAAACGCCAACUCGUCGUCUGAAGGCGGGGGCGUUGGGGAUCGGAUACGCAGGGGUUGGUUUGGUCCUACGUCGUGA